AUGGCGAAACCCAAGGCUCUGCUGCUGGGUAAGCUCGACCACGCUCAGAACUCAUGGAACGCCCUCUCCGGCCUGGCGGAGUUGGUCACAUCCAACGCUCGCAGCCGAGACGAGUUCAUCAAGGAGUGUAUAGGUGGAAUGCAUGAUGGCGUUGUAGCAAUCUGUGACCGAGCGCCCUCAAGCCUUGCUACCACAGGCAGAUACGAUGAACAGCUGAUCGAAGCGUUACCGAAGAGUCUGAAGUUCAUAUGUCACAAUGGAGCCGGUUACGACAACAUCGACGUCUCCGUUUGCACUGCUCGCGGAAUUUUGGUGUCCAACUGCCCCAAAGUGGUGGACGAGGCGACCGCCGACACUGCCAUGUUUCUGAUUCUUGCCGCCCUGCGUGGUUUCAACAACGGCAUCAUGGCAAUUCGCACCGGCACUUGGAAAGGUGCCGUCCCGCCUCCGCCCCUGGGGCAUGACCCACAGGGAAAGACCCUUGGCAUACUGGGACUCGGCGGUAUAGGCCAAAACCUUAAGGUCAAAGCUGAAGUAUUCGGGAUGAAUGUCAUCUACCACAACCGGACGAAGCUGAGUGAUGAGAUGGCAGCCGGGGCAGAAUUCGUGGGCUUUGACGAGCUGCUUGCGCGGAGUGACGUCCUCAGUCUGAAUAUUCCGCUUAACUCGUCUACUCGCAACAUGAUUUCGACCCAAGAGUUCCGGAAGAUGAAGCCUGGUAUCGUGAUUGUGAACACUGCCAGGGGAGGUGUUAUGGACGAGGACGCGCUGGUCGAGGCACUGAAUUCUGAGAGAGUUUGCUCGGUCGGGUUGGACGUAUAUCAGCAGGAGCCAGCCAUUCACCCAGGUCUAAUUUCGAAUCCACAUGUUUGCCUACUUCCUCAUAUGGGCACAUCGACUGUUGAGACCAAGACCAAGAUGGAAGACUGGACGAUUGGGAACGUCCGAGCGGCGCUGGAGACGGGAAAGCUGAACAGCGUGGUGCCUGAACAAGCGCAUUUAUUGUGA
This is a messenger RNA of Exophiala spinifera, 1008 nucleotides long. RefSeq lists its product as uncharacterized. Gene Ontology annotation, molecular function: glyoxylate reductase (NADPH) activity; hydroxypyruvate reductase [NAD(P)H] activity; NAD binding. Gene Ontology annotation, cellular component: cytosol. The transcript has 4 exons. The record is from RefSeq and is a predicted model, not a curated record. Bases 1 to 1008 code for a protein of 335 amino acids. NCBI's taxonomy places the organism in Eukaryota, Fungi, Ascomycota, Eurotiomycetes, Chaetothyriales, Herpotrichiellaceae.